This is a messenger RNA of Calypte anna (Anna's hummingbird), 2848 nucleotides long. It is a transcript of the gene WDR86, whose product is annotated as WD repeat domain 86. Lineage: Eukaryota; Metazoa; Chordata; Aves; Apodiformes; Trochilidae. Bases 346 to 1542 code for a protein of 398 amino acids. Gene Ontology annotation, molecular function: protein binding. The transcript has 7 exons. The record is from RefSeq and is a predicted model, not a curated record.
CCUGAGAGGGGCACGGCAGCUGCGGGGAGCCCGCUUCGGCCCGGCAGCAGGGGCGGCGGCGGCAGGAGGGGGGAACCCGCGCUCGGCCCGGCCCCCUCCCCCGGCAGGAUGAGGUUCCCCCUCCCCAGAGGGUGAGUGCGGGAUCGUUCGACCGGAGACGAGCCCCACACCUUCACCCGGGGCCGUGUCCGGGGCGGACCACCCUGCUGAUGGUUUGUCGGAGUUGGGUUAAUGGAUGAAGUUGGUCGGUGGGAGACGGCUGGAGGCCCAGAGCACGGUCUGGGGGUUGCACAGCGCCUGUGAUCUGUCCCGCAGCCUCUCUCUGCCUUCGCCGGGAACACCGGGAUGGGGAACAGUGGCUCAGCCGUGAAGGUCUGCACAGAUCACCAAGGAGGCAUCAACUGGCUGAGCCUCAGCCCCGACGGGCAGCGCCUGCUCACGGGUAGUGAGGAUGGCACUGCCCGGCUCUGGAGCACUGCCGACAGCCAGUGCCAUGGCCACUUCCAAGGACAUGAAAGUUACAUCACCUUUUGCCACUUAGAAAAUGAGGCUGCCUUCACCUGUAGUGCAGAUCACACCAUUCGAAAGUGGGAUGUGGUGACAGGUCAGUGCCUGGCCAUUUACAGAGGACACACAUCAAUUGUUAACAGGAUCCUGGUUGCCAAAGACUAUCUCUUCAGUGGCUCCUAUGACAGAACAGCCCGAUGUUGGAGUGUGGACAAGGAGAAACAAAUCCAGGAAUUCAGAGGCCAUCGGAACUGUGUCCUGACUCUUGCUCACUAUUCCUCCAGAGAUGUUCUUGAAGAGGAGGAGGAGGUAGAGGAGGAGGCAGAGAAAAUGAGCAGGGACCUCCUGGUGACAGGUAGCACAGACUGCACUGUUAAGGUCUGGUGGGUGUCCAGUGGGCGCUGUUACCAGACUCUGCUGGGACACACUGGGGCUGUCUUAUGCCUGAUCCUUGAUGCACCAAACAGGGAGCUGUUUUCUGGCAGCACGGAUUAUACCAUCCGAACGUGGAAUAUUGUCACCGGUGAGCAGCUGAAAGUGUUCAAAGAGCAUCAAGGAUCAGUAAUUUGCCUAGAGCUGGUGAAUCGGCACUUGUAUUCAGGCAGCGCAGACAGGACAGUGAAGUGCUGGUUGGUAGACACUGGGGAGAGAAUCCAAACCUACAAGGCUCACAAACACAGCGUUAGCACUUUGAAAUACCACGCUGGGAUCUUGUUCACAGGAAGUGGAGAUGCCUGUGCAAGAGCUUUCAAUUCCAGGAGUGGUGUCCUGCAGAAGAUCUUCCGAGGACACAAGUUCAUCAUCAACUGCAUCCAGAUCCACAAUGAGUUGCUCUACACAGCUUCCCACGAUGGCACACUAAGGAUCUGGGACAUCCGGGGAAUAUGCAAGAGAAAUAAACGGCGUUUGAAGAAGGAGAGGUCUGUCCAGGGCAGGAGCUCUCAGAAGGGAAGUCUCUCUCGGCUUUUCAACAAUAAAGUUGGCUGUAUGGUACAGCAAGAAAAUGGGGAACAUGAGGCUGUGGAACUAAUGUGACUGUCCAGGACAGGCUUUCCAUCAAUGAACCAAAGCUGAACCUUUUGUUUUCUGCACCAUUGUGUCCAUGUAAACCAGAACUUGGAAAGAGAUGGGAAACAGCUUGGCUUGAACCUUUUUUCAGGAGCCAGGAUUCUUUGUGACUGUCAGAUGGACUCAAGUCAGGUGUUGUCACCACAGAGGACUCUCAGAUGAGCAGUUCUGGGUCAGGAGGGACUGCAGUGUGGUUCAGGUGUUGUACCUCUGUGUGUGCAAUUAAGAGCUGGAAUGCUUGUUUUCAGUUCCCUCUGCAUAGAAGGGUUGCACACUGCUGCCUGCCUGGUGUCUAAUGAGAAACGUUUUCUGUUGCCUGCUUGCAUGCCCUCUCUUUGGUCCAACACAGAAAUGAAAGGUGCUUUGUAGGAUGACUGAGUUCUGCUUUCACAGCUGACCCUUGGGUCAUUUUUUUGUUGAUCAGACCACCUAACUCAGGAUGGUGUGGCUCAGCAGAAGGAGUUUGCAGCAGACUGGACACCUCUCUGGGAAGCUGGGAGUGGUAGGACAGAAAUUAGGGUUUGUUUGGUUUUUUUCCUAAAAAACAAACCAUAAGCUUGAGAACAAUUUAAACUUCUGACCUGUUGUAUCAAGGUCAGCUGUUUGCCAGGGCACAAGCAGCUGUCCUGGUCCCAACAACCUGGUGGGUUCUUUUUUUAACCUUUUUCAAUCUCACACUUCAGCAAAUGAAACAUCAAAAGCCUCAUGUGUCUCCCAUGUGCUGCCAGCAGUGUGUGUGUGUGUCCAGCCAUCUGCUUGCUCCCAGGUGUGAUUCCCCAGAUAGGAAACUCCUGAUGGGCUCCUGAAGGGUCCCCUCUCAGCUCCUCUGGGCAGCCUGGCCCAAAGCUUGACUGUCCUCGUGGGGAAAAGGUUUUCCUUAUGUCCACCGGGAAUUUUAAACUGUGUUUUUUUCAGGGGAGAGGUGAGUUUGUGUUUUUUCUGGAGGAUUUACUGGGUGCUCUAAUUUUGGUGUCUUUCCUCUUGUUGAGGUUAUGUCCAUCCUUGGUUUGCUAGGUUGUUAGUAGCAACUUCAAGAGAAGUUCUCCCAGACUUUUCCCAGGUUUAUCCCUCUCUGAUAACCACUGAGCCAUGAGUAAACAAGGGUUCUUAUAUUUUUCUAUUUGCAGAUAUAACUCUUUGUAGAACCAAUACAAAAAAUACCUAACCACAUGUUUUUAUUUUUGUGUCUUUAUUUAUUCUGUACUACAGCAAGAUAAAAAUGCUGUAAUCUUUUUUUUUUUUUUCCAAAUGGACUAAUAAACAUGUGGCAUCU